This is a messenger RNA of Photinus pyralis (common eastern firefly), 1556 nucleotides long. Its product is annotated as hydroxysteroid dehydrogenase-like protein 2. The transcript has 5 exons. Lineage: Eukaryota; Metazoa; Arthropoda; Insecta; Coleoptera; Lampyridae. The record is from RefSeq and is a predicted model, not a curated record. The coding region runs from base 152 to 1387 and encodes 411 amino acids. Gene Ontology annotation, cellular component: mitochondrion.
UGGAGAGUUGUCUACCGUUAGGAAAUUGGUCAAGUGGUGGGUUAAAUAUAAACUUUAAACUGGACUUUGUAUUUUUUAUUUAUUCUCAUCAUUGUCAGUUAAUGACAAUUGUUUACUACUAACCAGUAUUCAUUCUGUAACCAAAUCCAAGAUGAUACAAACAGGAUUAGCGGGAAAGACUCUUUUUAUAACAGGAGCAAGUAGGGGAAUCGGUAAAGCAAUCGCUUUAAAGGCAGCCAGGGAUGGAGCAAAUGUGGUGAUUGCUGCGAAGACGGUCGAGCCACAUCCUAAACUACCUGGCACAAUUCACUCUGCUGUUAAAGAAGUGGAGGAAGCUGGCGGUAAAGGUUUGGCUUGUGUCGUCGACGUACGUGAUGAGGCUUUGGUUUCGAAUGCCCUUGACGCUGCAGCUCAAAAGUUCGGCGGUAUUGAUAUUUUGGUUAAUAAUGCAUCCGCAAUUUCCCUUACAUCUACAGAAGAAACCCCCAUGAAGAGAUAUGACUUAAUGAAUAACAUCAAUACCAGGGGUACAUUUUUGGUAUCUAAACUAUGCAUACCGUUCUUGAAGAAAAGCUCACACGCUCACAUCUUGGUUUUAUCACCACCUUUGAAUAUGAAUCCCUUUUGGUUUGGCAAAAAUCUUCCAUAUACGAUAUCCAAGUAUGGCAUGUCGAUGUGUGUGCUUGGUUUAGCCGAGGAACUCCAGUCAUUUAAUAUUGCUGUAAAUGCAUUGUGGCCAAAAACAGUUAUAAAUACGGCAGCAGUAGAAAUGCUCCUUGGAAAAGAGUCGAGUAACAACCAUGCGCGAACACCUGAAAUCGUCGCGGAUGCCGCGUAUCACAUUUUCACCCAAGAUCCAAAGCCAACAGGUCAAUUUUUCUUGGACGAAGAGCUACUAAAGAAAGCUGGUGUAACCAAUUUUGAUCACUACGCUUCCAAUCCCAAAUUUAAAGAUGAUCUUUACAUGGACGGAUUCAUAGAUGAAAAUAUCUCUAAAAUUACAGAUUUUGCGCAAGCGACGAGCAUAAAAAAAGUCCCAGCUCCCACUGUCGGUAAAAUCUCGGGCAUUUUUAAAACGAUUGAGAGCAUAUUAAACCCGAAAUUAGUCGAAAAAACUCAGGCAAUUUAUCAGUUUGUUGUGACUGGUGAGGAGUCAAGUACUUGGUUUAUUGAUUUGAAAACCGGUGCAGGAGCGUGCGGAACGGGACAGCCACCUCAAGAAGCGGACGCAACUUUGACAAUGGAUAGCAAACAUUUCUUCGAUAUGUUUUCAGGUAAAAUGAAACCUGCCACUGCGUUUAUGACAGGUAAGUUAAAAAUAAGUGGCAAUAUGCAGAAAGCCCUCAAACUUGAUAAAUUAAUGGUAAGUCUAAGGGAAAAAAUUUAAGGCUGUUCUAUUUAUUUGCGAACUGCGAAUGAAUUAACAUAAUUUGUUUAUUAUAAUAUAUUACAUAGGACAUUUUGUAUACUGCAUUGUAUGUCAGAAAAAGAAAUGUGCUGAUAUUUUUGUACUAUAAACAGUAGGUAAUUAAAGAUUUUCUUCUUUGGUUUCCAAA